CGCCACCGCCCGCUGACGCAAACACGGAAGCAGCAUGGCGUCCAGCAGCAACAGCAGCGCGCAGAACAGACUCCGGAUCAUAGCCGGGCAUCUGGAAAGCCGAGCGGGCGUCGCUGCGCAAGAAUGCAAAGCCGAGGUGCCGGGAUCCAGCCCGAGCAGACUGACACCGGUACCGAAGCGGAGGCAGGAGAUCAUGAAAUGGAAUGGCUGGGGUUACAGCGACUCCAGGUUCCUGUUUAAUAAAAAAGGUCAAGCAGAGUUCACAGGUAAAAGGUAUCGGUUGAGUGGUCUGAUUUUGCCGAGUUUGAAGGACUGGUUUGAGGGCACGUUUGGAGCGAGUUUACAGCAUAAAUCUCCCGCUGCGCCCACGCUGAGUUCAAGUGCAGUUCCCCCUCCUAACAUGAAUGAGCCCUUCAUGGAGGACCUGAAAGCAGCGGGCAUAGCUGUGUCACGUGAUACAGAGGACCGGGUCUUCCGGGCUCAUGGUCACUGCCUGCAUGAAAUCUUUGCUCUGCGUGAAGGGAGGAUUGGACGGGUGCCGGACGCCGUGGUUUGGCCGAGUUGUCACAGUGAUGUGGAGAAGAUCGUGGAACUGGCCUGUAAACGUGACGUCUGUUUGAUACCCUACGGAGGUGGUACAAGUGUGUCCAGCGCUCUUGAGUGCCCCCGUGAGGAGACUCGCUCCAUCGUGUCUUUGGACACAUCUCAGAUGAACCGAAUAUUGUGGGUGGAUGAGAAGAAUCUGACAGCUCAUGUGGAGGCAGGAAUCAUCGGACAAGAUCUUGAGAGACAGUUAAAUGAGCGCGGGUACUGCACAGGUCACGAGCCCGACUCGAUGGAGUUCAGUUCUCUGGGCGGAUGGGUGGCCACGAGGGCGUCGGGCAUGAAGAAAAACAUCUACGGCAACAUCGAGGACCUGGUGGUGCAUAUAAAGAUGGUGACUCCCAGAGGAGUGAUUGAGAAGAGCUGUCUGGGGCCGCGUAUGUCCACCGGACCUGACGUACAUCACUUCAUACUGGGCUCAGAGGGAACUCUGGGAGUGGUGACGGAAGUUACAAUGAAGAUCCGACCCAUUCCCGAGUAUCAGAAAUACGGAUCUGUCGUCUUUCCAAACUUCCAGCAGGGUGUGGCAUGUUUGCGAGAGGUCGCCAGACAGAGAUGUGCUCCAGCAUCCAUUCGGCUAAUGGACAAUGAUCAGUUUCAGUUCGGUCAUGCACUCAAGCCACAAGUGUCCUCCAUGUUCACAUCGUUUGUGGACGGGUUGAAAAAAUUCUACAUCACAAAGUUCAAAGGAUUCGACCCGCACCACCUGUGUGUCGCCACACUGCUGUUUGAAGGGGAUCGUGGGAAGGUUUUGCAGCACGAGAAACAGGUGUACGACAUUGCAGCCAAAUUCGGGGGUCUUGCAGCAGGAGAGGACAACGGUCAGAGGGGAUACAUGCUGACAUUUGUGAUCGCGUAUCUGCGGGAUCUAGGGAUGGACUACUAUGUGAUGGGCGAGUCGUUUGAGACGUCUGUGCCGUGGGACAGGGUGUUGGACUUGUGCAGGAAUGUGAAGGAGAGGAUUGUGAGGGAGUGUAAGGAGAGGGGUGUACAGUUCCCCCCGCUCUCCACAUGCAGAGUUACACAGACGUAUGACGCCGGUGCUUGUGUGUAUUUCUAUUUUGCCUUUAAUUAUCGAGGUCUCAGUGAUCCCGUGCACGUCUAUGAACAAGUGGAGCACGCAGCCCGAGAGGAGAUUUUGGCCAACGGAGGAAGUUUGUCUCAUCAUCAUGGAGUGGGAAAACUCCGGAAGGAAUGGAUGAAAGAGAGCGUGUCCGGCGUGGGUCUCGGCAUGCUGAAGUCGGUGAAGGAGUACGUGGACCCUCAGAACAUUUUUGGGAACAGAAACCUGUUGUAAUUUAACAACACUGAUUUGUUUUCAAUGAUGUACUCAUUGAUUUAAACUUCAUCAUCCAUAUUCUUCUUGUGUGCACAGAACCAUGAUAAACCAACUCUUUGUUUUCCAUCAACACUAUGGUCUGGUGUUAUUGUCACCUUUAACCUUUGACCGAUCGGAGUGUGACAUCAAAGCGCAGCUUACCAAUGGCUCUCGCCAUACUAUGAUGUCAUAUGCCGAUCGGUCUGCCCUCUGGUCUUCCCAUUCUUCAUUUGAUAUCACAGGUUUUUAUCAUUAAUACUGUAAUGUCUGAAGUAACGCACUACUGUUGUGUUAGUACGGUAGACGUGUCUGAAUUCUGUGCCUUCUGUCUGUCUGAAACUCUAAAUGUUUACUCCUUCCUCUCUUCCUUACUCUGUUUUUGCCUUUUCCAUUUGUCAGCUUAAACCGUUUCCAUUAAAAAUGUUUUAUAUUAGAUGGAUGAAUUUAAUGAUCAAAGCAAAACUAAAUAGACACGUUGCACCUUAUAAUCUAAAUCAAAUCUAUAUUUUUGAGUAAGACGAUUAGAGCUGUUUUAAGGGCCAUUACGUUUUUACAUAAUGCAAGAAACUAGAAUGAAAACAGAAAUGAAAAUCAACUCGACUAAACAAUGAUUCAGAAUUAAAAUGUAAUACAAAAUAUGUUUGAUGAUCUGCAACAUGUUUUAUACAGUUACUAAUGUUCUUAACACAUUUUCUCAUUAUAUAUAGUUUCCUGCUGAAAACGUAAACGAUUUAUUAAAAAAACCUUAAUGUUCCCAAACGAUGCAAUGUUAUACAUACGAAUGUAGAUUUUGAGGUGAAAUUGUGCCUCAGUUUUGUGUUGAGAAUUGACCCUUGUGAAUUCCGAAGGUUAAUGUUGUGUGUUGCGUGUUUUCAGCGUGAUGUGACUGAUGUUGCGUGGAUCAAAUCUCUCUCCUUGUGUUCUUACCAAAGAGUGUCGGCAGACGCUUCAGCCUCACAAACACGCGUGUACAUGCUGUAUAUAUCCAUCAACUGAACACUCAUCAUGAUAAAUUGUAUUUUUUUAAAGACAACAUAUGCAAAAAGCCAGAGCUGAUCUGAACUUGGAUCUAAAACAAUAUCUGUGACUGUUUAUUUCCAUAAGCCCCGCCCACUGCGGUUGUAAGCCACGCCCAUCACUGUCAACGGCUCUGUUGUUUAACAGAGCUUUUCCCGCGUUUCUCAAAUGACGCCAUCAUUUAUAAAGUGUCUGAGGAGCUUCAUCGUUUGUGUUGUAAAUCAGUAACCCUUUCUGUCUUAAUGAAACUAAAAAUGAAGGAUCCUGAGGUUUGCUCUCUCCUCUGAAUGUUCCUGAACGGUUUCUUCUUCGAUCACGUUUUACUACAACAAGAAUUAAAAAGAGUGUGUUAACAGAUUUGAAUCUGGAUAUGAUGAAAACUGUCCUCGUCUUUUGCCAGAUCUCUUGAUCGUGUGUUUAAUAUCGGAGUACAAUUUGUCAAAGCUGUUUGUGCAAUAAAUGAACAUGUUAGAACACUUGCUGUCUUAGUUAUU
Molecule: messenger RNA, 3432 nt
Organism: Triplophysa rosa
Lineage: Eukaryota; Metazoa; Chordata; Actinopteri; Cypriniformes; Nemacheilidae
Gene: agps
Product: alkylglycerone phosphate synthase
Exons: 20
Coding region: 35-1900 (621 amino acids)
Biological process (GO): lipid biosynthetic process
Molecular function (GO): alkylglycerone-phosphate synthase activity; FAD binding
Source: RefSeq, a predicted model, not a curated record